Molecule: messenger RNA, 1119 nt
Organism: Schistosoma curassoni
Lineage: Eukaryota; Metazoa; Platyhelminthes; Trematoda; Strigeidida; Schistosomatidae
Source: the annotation of a GenBank genome assembly
AUGAAGUUUAUGUCGUUUCUCGUUAAAGGAAUUCGCAGUGUAACAAGAAAAACACCGAUUACUGAGUGUUUAUUUGUAGGUGGGACUUUCCUUCUUCCGUAUGCUGUAUAUUCAAAGAGAGAACUUUUAAGUAAAAGACUAUUUGUACAUGCUGCGUGCGCUACUAGAUUUGCUCCUCAAGGAUCUGUUGUUAGUGAGACUAAGUCACAUGCUCUAUUCCUGACCAUUCACUUGGAUCCCCAGGCAUCACCGCAAGAAUGUUUGAAGUCUAUCGGACAAAUCAAGAAAUAUGUUGAUGCAAUUUGUCCACCUGACUCACGAAGUGAAGAAGAUGAGAUUCUAUACGGUGUUGGCUUUGGAUUUGAAUUUCUACAAAAAAUUAACCCUAAUUAUCAGUCUAGAGGAAUUAAUAAUUACGAAUACCGUGAACGGUCAGGAAACCUUGGUAAAUUACCUAAAACAGAUGGAGAUAUAUUUAUUCAUGCUAAAUGUCAUGAAUAUGGUAAAUUGUUUGAAUUGACACAAGCUAUUAUCAACAAUUUACCAAAUGGAUCUGUAAUCAAAUUUGAAGAUAUCUACGGAUGGGUUUAUCGUAAUGGACGAGAUUUGAGUGGUUUCAUUGAUGGCACAGAGAAUCCGGCAGAUCCUGAUGAACGAGCUGAAGUGGCGAUCAAUACAAAGACCGGUGGAAGUUACGCUGUUGUUCAAAAAUGGGUUCACAAUAUGGAUAUGAUUCGGACAACAAAAGAUCACACCAAAGAAGGAUGGAUUGGUCGAACAUUGAAAGAUAGUAUCGAGUUGAAGAAUAAACCUAUUACUUCUCAUGUCGCCAGAAUGGUUGGAUCUGCAGAUUAUGAUGCUCCAUCAAAGUACAAAAUAGUUCGACAAUCUCAACCAUACGGAACUUUAUCCGGCGAUGCUGGUCUACUAUUUAUUGCAUAUGCAGCUGACACAAAAAAUUUCGAUUUCAUGUUGGAUCGAAUGACUGGAGAUAGUGAAGAUCGAAAAAAUGAUGAUGUAAUGCGUUUUACCAAAUGUGUCACUGGGAAUUAUUGGUAUUUUCCUAGUGUACCAGAAUUUGAUCGUUUAGUUGGCGGUGGUCUAUGGGGAUUUUGGUGA